AUGGGGCAGUUAGCAGGAAGGCAGAUAAGAAGAUACUGGGGACGUGGGUUGGAACAUAACGGUAAGACAAAUGUGAGAUUAAACCAAGGGAACGUAGUAAUAUUGGAUUACAAGUAUGUGGUUCUAAUGCAUAAUAAAGAUGGUCUACUACAACAUAGGUCUGCCAAAAGUGAAAAAUUGCAAACUCGAAGAGGGAGAUUGGGAGAAAAAUUUUCUGAAACUAACCCAUCAAAAUCCUAG
This is a messenger RNA of Sphenostylis stenocarpa, 240 nucleotides long. The record is from the annotation of a GenBank genome assembly. Lineage: Eukaryota; Viridiplantae; Streptophyta; Magnoliopsida; Fabales; Fabaceae.